Neoarthrinium moseri is the source of this 1485-nucleotide messenger RNA. RefSeq lists its product as uncharacterized. Lineage: Eukaryota; Fungi; Ascomycota; Sordariomycetes; Amphisphaeriales; Apiosporaceae. Gene Ontology annotation, cellular component: membrane. Gene Ontology annotation, biological process: ceramide biosynthetic process. The coding region runs from base 1 to 1485 and encodes 494 amino acids. The transcript has 2 exons. The record is from RefSeq and is a predicted model, not a curated record. Gene Ontology annotation, molecular function: sphingolipid delta-4 desaturase activity.
AUGGGCCAAGGUCCCCACCCCCAAUCGCCACUGCCAGACGACUGUCUUCUAGUCGGUCUGCUUCCUGUCGAGGUCCGUCUUCUCACACCGCAGGAGAGAGAUUCGAGGUGCCAACCUCCUUCACACUCGUUUUCCUUCAUCAACACCGUACUGCGAAGCGAGAGGCAUGCGACCGUGAGCUCUUCUGCCCCCCCCGAACCCAACAACUCGACCGAAUACUUCUCCAACGGUCGGCUGGCCAUCAGCCCCAGGCCUACACUCGCCAUGGCUCCCUCCAAGACGUCCUCGACCGUCACCGCCGCCUCCACGGCCGGCGAGGCACCGCCCGCGGUCCUCAAGCUGAACGCCAAGGGCAGCAAGCGCCAGGACCCGGACACGGACGGCGGCGCUGACCAGCUGCCGCGGGACCCCCUCGAGACCAAGUACCGCGACUUCUUCUGGACCUACACCGAGGAGCCGCACCGGACGCGGCGGCUGGCCAUCAUCAAGGCGCACCCGGAGGUGACCAAGCUGUGCGGGCCCGAGCCGCUGACCAAGUACGUGGUGCUGGCCGUGGUGGCGCUGCAGGUCGCGUGCGCCUACGCCAUGCGCGACCGGCCUUUCUUCUCGCUGCCCUUCUGGGCCCUGGCCUACGUCGUCGGCGCCACGGCCAACCAGAACCUGUUCCUGGCCAUCCACGAGAUCUCGCACAACCUGGCCUUCCGCUCGCCCACGGCCAACCGCCUGUUCGCCAUCGUCGCCAACCUGCCCAUCGGCAUCCCCUACAGCGCCUCCUUCCGCCCCUACCACCUGACCCACCACAAGUCGCUCGGCGUCGACGGCCUCGACACGGACCUGCCCACCGCCCUCGAGGCCGCCUUCCUCGACUCCAUCCUCGGCAAGGCCUUCUUCUGCACCUUCCAGAUCUUCUUCUACGCCGUGCGGCCCAUGGCCGUCUACCGCGUGCCCUUCACCUGGGUGUCGCUGGCCAACGUCGUGGCCCAGGUGGCCUUCGACGCCGCCGUCCUGCAGACGCUGGGCUCGCGCGCCCUGCUGUACUUCCUGCUGUCGAGCUUCCUGGCCGGGUCGCUGCACCCGCUGGCGGGCCACUUCAUCGCCGAGCACUACGUGUACAGCACCGUGACGCCGACGCAGCGGGACCCGGGCAACCAGGUGCCGAUCCCGGAGACGUACAGCUACUACGGCAUCGGCAACCUGUUCACGUACAACGUCGGCCUGCACAACGAGCACCACGACUUCCCGGCCGUGCCGUGGACCCGCCUGCCCAAGCUGUACGAGAUCGCCCGCGAGUUCUACGAGGACCUGCCCCAGCACCGCAGCUGGAGCUACGUGCUGUGGCAGUUCAUCUUCGACGAGAACGUCGGCAUCCGCUGCCGUGUCAAGCGCAAGGAGGGCGGCCGCCUCGUCGGCGUCGACCCCCGCAAGGCCGUCAGCAGCGGCGCCGCCAAGGCCGCCGACUGGGAGGAGAGCGAGAUCCAGGCCUAG